AUGCCCGGGAUGCCAUCCUCAUCUGCACGUGAGACUGCAGCGGUUUUACUGCAGGCUUUAGAGUCGGACCGGCCUGGAUGCACUCCAGCCGCCCCGAUGGCCCGUCCAGUGCUGGGCAACUGCACCCUGGGAGCCUCCGUCCACAUGGACAGAGCAGUGCGCACAGACCAGGCCGCCGCGCUCGGCCGGGGCCGCCUCACCUUGGCUCGCUUCAGCAGCCGGAUGAUCUCGGCCUCCGCCGCCCCGUUAAAAAAAAAGAAAAAAGAAAAAGAAAUUUGGGCGAGUAAAUGGCCAAAUCUAUUCGGCGAAUAUUUAGGGAACAGCGCAGGGAGCGAGCAGGCCAGUGGGCCAAGCACUGAGAGCUACCCGAGGACAGUUCCUGAUGAGCAUCUAUUAUCGCUGAAGUUUGUCUUUGGUUCAUCAGCCAUCCAGGCCUUGGACCUAGUUGAUCGACAGUCCGUCACCUUGGUUUCAUCACCCAGUGGAAGGCACGUUUACCAGGUACUUGGAAGUUCUGGUAAAACAUACACAUGUUUGGCUUCAUGUCAUUACUGUUCAUGUCCUGCAUUUGCCUUCUCGGUGCUACGGAAGAGUGACAGCCUACUGUGCAAGCAUCUCUUGGCAGUUUAUCUUAGUCAGGUUAUGAGGACCUGUCAGCAGCUAAGUGUCUCUGACAAGCAGCUGACUGACAUCAUAUUGACGGAGAAGAAACAAGAAGCAUAAAAGGUACAGACUGAGCAUUGUCAUCUUUCAAAACAGAAAUUCCUGUCAAGAAAUGCCAUGCAAGAGAGGUGAAAUAUAUCUUCCAGAGACUUAUUACUGUCCCUUUUCCCUCCUGGACUGCUGGAGGGGCUGUGGGCUGUGGAGGGUGUGUGUGGUUAGAAGCCCUGUAUAGUCUUCUCAUGAAAAACCUGAACCAUCCUCUGAGCCCUGGGGUAUAAAAUGUCCCUGUAUGUAAUCACUUAUCUUAGACUGAAAUAAAGCCUAGUAUCAUGUUG
This is a messenger RNA of Galeopterus variegatus (Sunda flying lemur), 998 nucleotides long. RefSeq names its product zinc finger, SWIM-type containing 7 (gene ZSWIM7). The coding region runs from base 1 to 723 and encodes 240 amino acids. The transcript is spliced from 6 exons. Gene Ontology annotation, cellular component: Shu complex. NCBI's taxonomy places the organism in Eukaryota, Metazoa, Chordata, Mammalia, Dermoptera, Cynocephalidae. Gene Ontology annotation, molecular function: zinc ion binding. The record is from RefSeq and is a predicted model, not a curated record. Gene Ontology annotation, biological process: double-strand break repair via homologous recombination.